AUGUCUUUACCUACUGAAAGUCAGCAAUCAUCAAGUCCUGCUCAAGGACGAUGGAACUCACCAGACAUUUCGUCGCGACCAAUUGUGGUGCUAGGCGGAGGCGUUCUCGGUCGACGCAUUGCUGCCUCGUGGAUAGCUGCAAACUACGAAACGAUUCUGUGCGACCUCAACGAGCAGCAAAGAAACGCUGCAACCGAAUAUAUUGAACACAACCAGGAAGAGUUUGCGAAAGCCACAGGAUGCCAGCGCAAACGUGCAAAGUUCAGCACUACCGAUAGCAUGGAGUCAGCCGUCAAGAACGCAUGGCUGGUCGUUGAGGCAUUGCCAGAGAAACUGGAUCUCAAGAUCUCAAUGAUGGGUCAGCUUGAUCAGAAUUCACCGCAUGAUUGCAUACUGGCAUCGAACUCGUCUUCAUACAAGUCCCGACUCAUGUUGAAUAAGGUCGAUCAGGAGCGAUGCCUGCGCGUCUGCAACAUGCAUUACUACAUGCCGCCUGGGAACAACGUCGUUGAGCUUAUGACCUGCGGAGAGACCGAUACAAAGGUCCUGGAGUUUUUAAAGUCUAAGCUUGAGGAUGCUGGAAUGACUCCGGCUGUCGCACGCAAAGAGUCGACUGGUUUCAUCUUCAAUCGGCUAUGGGCGGCCAUCAAGAGGGAAAGCUUGUUGAUCUUGGCGGAAGGAGUGUCAGAGCCCAAGGAGAUCGACAAAUUGUUCAUGACUAUGUUCAAGGAUAAUCCAAAUGGACCCUGUGGCAUGAUGGACGCAGUCGGUCUCGACACUGUGGCUUUUAUCGAAGACAACUAUGUUCAGGAACGUCAGUUGGAACCAACAGCGCGAGAUUGGCUCCAGAAGAACUACGUCGAGCAAGGCAAACUCGGCGCAAAGUCCGGCAAAGGAGGUCUGUAUCCUGCAGGCGAGACAACCAAGAGCUCAAAGGACAGCAGCGGACACCACGACAAUCUUGCCGCACCACGCCUCUACUUCCUGGACAUCGGCCUGGGUAGUAACGUCACCGACCUGACCAAAGCCACCACUUCUGGUAGCAUCGUGACGGCAUCCGCUGACGGCAGCAAUGUGCGCACGCUCGUAAGCGGCCAAUCCAUGCCCGACGGCAUCGACGUAUCCAUCUCCGCCGGUAAGCUAUUCUGGACGAACAUGGGUACCUCGCCCUCUGCAAACAAUGGCAGCGUCAUGUGCUCGAACCUCGACGGCACAAACGUCCAUACCAUCAUCCCAGAAGGCGCCGUACACACGCCCAAGCAAAUCAAAAUCGAUCACGAGAAUCGAAAACUAUACUUCUGCGACCGUGAAGGUUUGCGCGUCCACCGCUGCGACUUCGAUGGGAGCAAUCACGAGAUCAUCCUGCAGACAGGUGACUACAGAACCAACGACCUUGUAGAUCAGACAAAGUGGUGUGUCGGUGUUGCUGUCGAUGUGAAAGCAGGAAAAUUCUACUGGACCCAAAAGGGCACUUCUAAGGGGGGUCAGGGUCGCAUCUUACGUGCGAGCAUGCAUAUGCCCAAUGGUGAGACGGCAUCCUCGCGAUCGGACAUCGAGGUGUUGUUCGAUAAAUUGCCUGAGCCUAUCGACCUAGAAUUCGAAGAGGAAAGCCAGACACUGUACUGGACCGAUCGUGGGGAGUACCCUCUCGGCAACACACUGAACUCUGCCUACGUAGGGGCGGGGAACGGAGAUGGCGGACAGUUCAAAACACUGGCGAGACAUUUCCAUGAGGCUAUUGGAUUGAAGAUCGAUGUUGUGAACCAGCAUAUCUAUAUUACUGAUCUCGGAGGUACGGUGUACAGAUUCAACAUAGAUGGAAGCGAGAAGAAGAAGAUCUAUGAGACCGACAGUGCAUAUAGUGGUAUUGCGCUGGCGCAUCUGCAUUGA
This is a messenger RNA of Didymella exigua CBS 183.55, 1890 nucleotides long. Its product is annotated as YWTD domain-containing protein. The transcript has a single exon. Lineage: Eukaryota; Fungi; Ascomycota; Dothideomycetes; Pleosporales; Didymellaceae. The coding region runs from base 1 to 1890 and encodes 629 amino acids. Gene Ontology annotation, molecular function: NAD+ binding; oxidoreductase activity, acting on the CH-OH group of donors, NAD or NADP as acceptor. The record is from RefSeq and is a predicted model, not a curated record. Gene Ontology annotation, biological process: fatty acid metabolic process.